Daphnia pulex (common water flea) is the source of this 1646-nucleotide messenger RNA. Its product is annotated as trypsin-1-like. Bases 398 to 1513 code for a protein of 371 amino acids. Lineage: Eukaryota; Metazoa; Arthropoda; Branchiopoda; Diplostraca; Daphniidae. The record is from RefSeq and is a predicted model, not a curated record. Gene Ontology annotation, molecular function: serine-type endopeptidase activity. The transcript is spliced from 6 exons. Gene Ontology annotation, biological process: proteolysis.
UGUUGUUGCAAAUGUGUGAAUUCUUGCGACUUUGCGACUCUUUCAUUUCCGCUUAAAUGUAAACGACAACGACUUACUUGGAAUGUGGCUGUGACGUGUCGCAUCAAACGACACAGACAUGACUCAUCACACAGUAACGAUAUAGACUGACCCAGGUUGUUACGUGACGCAAAAAGAGAAAGUUGUUUGUAAGAUGGUGCAAUUGGCAUUGCAUCAGAUUUUUUCGUGAAACAGCAGCCAAACAGACAUUGAGCAGUUCAGUCAUUGAUGAACGCCUCAUUGGACGAGUCGAGUCAAAUUUCGACAGCGGAACAAGUUUCUUCAAUUGACGUUUACCGUUGACAUUUCUGUUCACAGUUUGCUGAGCCUUCCAGCACUGCAGAAUUUUCAUAUCCUGAUGCUUCAACAAAAUUAUAGAAAAAUGGCCAAGCAUCUUCCGUCAACAAGACCCGCCAUUUUAUUUUUAAUAGCCGCUCUGCUCCUGUUUUACUCCUACUUGUUUAGCGAAUACAGUGUUCAGAAAACAACCGGAAAUGAACGGCAGGAACCGGAACAAUUAGAGGCAAGCGACAGCAUGAGAAUGACUGACAGUGACGUCGCUAAAGCGAAUCAGUAUCCCUACAUGGUGGCGUUAAUGAUGUUCGAUCCUGAAACCGAAGCGUACUCUCAAUUUUCCUGUGGAGGAUCUUUGAUUAGCCGAACUCACGCCUUGACAGCUGCCCACUGCGUGUGCGUUGACGACGAAAACGAAGCAAUCGAAAUUGACCAGAUGGUGGUCUUUUUGGGGGUCCACUUCAUCAACGAAACGACGACCGACGCCCAGUCGAGGAGAAAAGUCCGCAGGAUCAAAAUUCACGAGAAAUACGAUCCCGAUCUCAACAACGACAUCGCCAUCCUGACGCUGGACUCGCCCGUCAAGUACACCAAGAAAGUCAAACCCGUUUGUUUGCCUCCGCAAGGAUCCAACGACCAAUACGAAGGCCGAAUGGCUAUCGUCAAAGGAUGGGGGGCUACGGAGGAGGACGGAAAUAGCUCGCAAGUCCUCCUGCACGCCGAAAAGGCGAUCAUCUCCAACUCGCAAUGUCAGGAAAUUUACGGAGAAGCCAAUAUCACCACCCGGAUGAUGUGCGCCUACCGACCUGGCAAAGACUCUUGCCAAGGGGAUAGCGGAGGUCCAAUGGUGAUCGAAUCAAACGACCUCGACGAAAACAACACAAUCAAAGCUGCUAAUAAACCGGUUGGGAAUCGCAAAAAGGAUUGCCAAUGGAUUCAGGUCGGCAUCGUCAGCUGGGGAGACGGAUGUGCGAGAAAGGGGAUCCCUGGCGUUUAUGCUAGAGUGACAUCGUUCCUGCCCUGGAUCAAGAAAGAAAUGACGAGUGUCAAAUCCAAAUUCAAUUUCAACAAGAAUCAAGGGGUCCGAAACUCGGACAAACAAUUUGCUUUUAUUUUUUAUUUGAUUAUUUAUUUCAUUUUUUUUCCCUUGCUAGAUAGACUUUCUUUAGAGCAAAAAUAAAAGGGUGGGACGGGGAAGACGUUCGCGCGAAAGCAUUGUACAUUUGCAAUAAUUUAUUGGACACUUCUCAUCUGUUGUAUCAUUAACUAUAUCGUUGGCAUCUGUCAAAUCAACUAAAUAAAUAAGUCUCAUC